Molecule: messenger RNA, 1961 nt
Organism: Ricinus communis (castor bean)
Lineage: Eukaryota; Viridiplantae; Streptophyta; Magnoliopsida; Malpighiales; Euphorbiaceae
Product: purple acid phosphatase 22-like
Exons: 5
Coding region: 91-1665 (524 amino acids)
Molecular function (GO): acid phosphatase activity; metal ion binding
Source: RefSeq, a predicted model, not a curated record
UUAGUUACUCCAGAAAAGAGUUCUUCCCUCAGAAAUUUGUGGAGACUGUAAGUAGAAAAAUCUGAGCCAAAAGCAAAAUCCAUAGAGCUAAUGAAGAAGAAGCUGCUGGUGAAUAUUAAUAUAGACUUGGAAAAAUUUUCUUUUUCCAUUUUAAUUUACCUAGUUAAGCGUACCCAAAUAUUCCAAUUGAUUUACUUGACGCCAUUGCAAUCCAAUUAUAAUUAUAUAUAUAUUUUAUACAUUUUCAAUCUCCCUCAGAGCCCCCAUCUUUAUAUAUUAAGCUUCUGCUGUGCCCCUUCCUUUCACAACACCAUCAAGAACAUGGAGAAAUUAUUGCCAUUUGGGCUCUCUCUCCUCUUUGCUACUUCCUUCUUCAAUCAAUUUCCCUUUCUAUCUCUUGCUUCAAACAAUGCUUACUCUCGACCUUCUGCUCGCAGUUUGAUUUUUACUCGUCACAACCGAUCCAACUCCGACCCUCAACAGGUGCAUAUUUCGCUAGCAGGAAAAGAUCAUAUGAGAGUAACAUGGAUUACAGAGGAUAAACAUGUUCAGUCUAGUGUGGAAUAUGGAAGGCAGCCGGGGAAAUACAAUAAAGUGGCAACAGGAGAGCAUACUUCUUAUCAUUAUUUCUUUUAUAGCUCACCCAAGGUUCAUCAUGUAAAGAUUGGUCCAUUGGAGCCAGGAACUACCUAUUACUACAGAUGUGGUGGAUAUGGCCCUGAGUUCUCCUUCAAGACUCCUCCUUCUACUUUCCCUAUUGAAUUUGCUGUUGUUGGUGAUUUAGGGCAAACAGAAUGGACUAAAUCAACACUAGAACAUGUGGGAAGUCGCGAUUAUGAUGUAUUUUUGCUACCUGGGGAUUUAUCUUAUGCCGACAGCCAGCAACCGUUGUGGGACUCAUUUGGUCGCCUAGUCGAGCCAUACGCUAGCCAACGCCCGUGGAUGGUCACAGAAGGGAACCAUGAGAUAGAAAUGUUCCCAAUUAUAUACCCACAUGGGUUCAAGGCCUACAAUGCAAGGUGGCGAAUGCCAUAUGAGGAGAGUGGUUCAACCUCAAACUUGUACUACUCAUUUGAAGUUGCUGGUGCUCAUAUUAUAAUGUUAGGAUCCUACACAGAUUUUGAGGCCGAAUCGGCUCAGUACAAGUGGCUUGAAGCUGAUUUGGCUAGAACUGAUAGGAAAAAGACACCGUGGGUUAUUGUGCUGCUGCAUGCUCCAUGGUAUAACUCCAACACUGCACAUCAAGGAGAAGGAGAAAGCAUGAGAAAAGUUAUGGAAGAAUUGUUGUAUAAAGCCAGAGUUGAUGUUGUCUUUUCAGGGCAUGUUCAUGCUUAUGAACGCUUUACUAGGAUUUAUGACAACAAGGCUGAUCCAUGUGGUCCUGUGUACAUAACCAUAGGUGACGGAGGGAAUCGUGAAGGGCUUGCAUUAAUGUUUAAGAAACCUGCUCCUCCUCUUUCAUUGUUUCGCGAACCAAGCUUUGGUCAUGGAAGAUUUCAGAUACUCAACCAGACUCGUGCGCACUGGUCAUGGCAACGCAAUGAUGACUCUAACUCAUCUCAGGCUGAUGAGGUCUGGUUGGAUAGUUUAAGCACAUCUAAAGUAUGUUGGGGAGCUGUCGACAUGGAAGAAGUAUCAUCAUCAUCUGUUAAGGAAGAACUUUAAGCUGGUUUUUCUUGAAGACUGUAGGAUUAAAGUCUUAUCCCUUACUAAUUUGGUCGUAGAAGUUAGUUUAAAUUCUUUAUUUUCUCCAUUUUAUGUGACAUUUACUUGCAAGCCCCCCUUUUUUUUUUCUUUCUUAUUUUGUGGCAUCUUAUUCUAAAAGUUGUUUUUAGUAAAUAGAAUGAGGAAUCCAAGGGAGAAGUUCUUGGAUAGUAUAAUUCAGUUAUCUUGUGGAUUGAUCACCGAUAUGGAGCUAUAUAAAAACAUGACUUGUAGAAUUAAAGUGUUAGUUUAUGAUU